AUGCUCAGCCGGCAGCUGGUAAUGUGUUCCCGCGUGGGAUUCGCUCCGUCGACGAGCCAAGCCGUCUUUCACACCUCUACAACGGAUUUAGUGCUUCCUAGAGUAAGAUUUACCAGAAUAUAAGCCGAAAAUCGAUGAAAUCCGCAGGCAAAACCAUUGGACGAAGAAAUGCCGGUUUCAACGACGUCGUCGAUAAAAAAAGCGCGUCCGGACAGUCAAAUUUUGAAUUUAUCAGGAAAACGACUCAAAAAAGACGUAGAUAUUAUUGGUUAGCAUUUAAAAAUAACGAAAAACCCGUAAAAAACUGAUUUUUUCAGUAACGGAUCAGUAUCUUCAGCAGUGGUACAAAAUGGAGACGAAAAGUUUGGCGGCUGAUUAUUUGGCACUUUGCAAAUCGAAAUUGAGCUUAUUCGUCGCUUCAACAGGUUAAACAACUCAAAAGCUUGCAAAAAUUGCGAAAUUUUCAGCGGCCUGCGGCGUCUUAAUGGCUCCGGUGCCAGUGGCAGUGGUCCCGCUGGCUGCUUGUACUUUUGGUAGGCGACAGUUUCAAAUUUUUUACUGAAAUUCCAAGAAAAAGUGCGUUCAGGUACAUUUCUGCUCUCCUCGGCCGCCAAUUCGUGUAAUCAGCUUCUCGAGGCGCCGUACGACGCGCAAAUGAGACGGACACAGAGCAGAGUGCUCGUCGUGCAUCGGUAAGGCUAAAGUUAUACAAAUGCUUUUAAAUUAAAGAUAAAUGGGUUUUUUGUAGGUUUUCACCACUGCACGCGUUCACAUUCGCCGGCGUGACCGGUCUCACCGGCAUCGGCCUCCUCGGCUACUUUGCCAAUCCGUUGGCCGCCGCUCUCGGAGCACUCAACUGGUUUUUGUACGCUGGUGAGGGAAAAUCACUGAAAUGGACCUGCAUUAUCAAAAAAAUGUCGAUUUUGACCGAAAUUAAACCAAUCUGCAAAGCAUUUUCCGAAAAUUUAUCUCAAUUUUGCUAUACAAACUAGAAACACCUCUAACAUUCGAUUAGCUAUUGAUUUUCAAAAAAUGUGCCUAAAAUUAGGUAUAUAAGCCGAAAAAGUGGGUUUUUCGUUUGUAUAGUCCAAAAAACGCCGCGAGCUAUCGACUGUGUGCAAAAAAAAAGAAAAACAAUGCAGAGAACCAUACAAAUAUCGAUGGUCUAGUGUUUUCCCGCGUAGGUCAAACGGGUCUCGCAGCGACAAGACAAAAUAUAUCACAUAUGGAUAUGCGCCUUUAAUGUAACCGUAGUCUGUCUUGCCUCUGGGAAGGCAGUCUGGCCGAGGAGAAAAAAAAGAGAAUGGUCCGCCGGAAAGAUUGGCCAGGAGGGAGGGAUGUUGACAGCCGACUGCAGAGAUGUCCCAGUAGGGUACCACUUUUAUGACCCGGACACUGACCGUUCACGUGUCACGGCAUCUCAAAUAGGUGCUAACGACUGUUUGAGUGACAGAUUAUCACGUUAAAGGGACCACAAACACACUUGUCUGUAGUCUGGUGUGCGUUGCGGUCCCGGACCGUCCAUUCAGAGAACCAUCUUGGCCAACACCAUCUUUUUUUCUUCCUCCCCAGCCACUGUCUUCCCAGAGGCAAUUGUUGGUAUGGUGGAGUGUCGUUUGUUCUGUUUGUCCAGUCCUUUUAAUGUAGUUUUCGCUCCUUUGACCCUUGAAAUUGUCGAUUCAUCUGAAGACACGAUCUUGUGCUAAUUCUCGCAGAAAACAGUACAAAAUCCACGAAAAAUUGCAAUUUGCAGGCGUGUACACGCCGAUGAAGCGCUCGCACAUUGGCUGCACGUGGGCGGGCGCGGUCGUCGGAGCGAUUCCCCCACUGAUGGGCUACUCGGCGGCCACAGGAUACCUGGACCCGGCCGCCUGGUGCCUCGCCGCCAUCCUCUUCUCGUGGCAAUUUCCGCACUUCAACGGACUCAGCUGGAAUUUGCGCGGAGAUUAUAGCAAGGUGAGGGGAAUUGACGGAAAAAUGAAGAUGUUCGACAAUUCGCUGAUAAUUUUGCAAAGUUUCAUCCGAAAAAAUUGCAGAAAUUGUCAAUUUUCAGGCCGGCUACCGUGUGAUGUGCGUGACGAACGAGCGCCUGUGCCGCGUGACCUCAAUCCGUCACAGUUUGGCUCUUCUGGGAAUGUGCUCCGUCGCCGCGCCGCUCACCGAUCUCACCACACUCACUUUCGCCAUUGGUACGCUGAAAUUCGGGAUUUCCACACAAUUUCUACCAAAUUUCGCAUUCAGAUUCGCUGCCCGUGAACGCGUACCUCGUCUACCUGUCCUACAAAUUCUACAAAGCGCCGGAUGCGAAAAACAGUCGGAAACUGUUCUUUUUCUCGCUUUUGCACCUUCCACUCAUCAUGCUCCUCAUGGGAAUCAGCAAUUACGGACGGAAUGAGGCACAGAAGGAGCCGGUGACAGACAGGAUUACGGUACGUCUCCGGGAAUUGGAAAAAGGAAACCAAGUUUCGGGCCAGGCUUUUCGAAGGCCUGGAUUUUUGACCCACUUGUAAUGAUCCGAUCGGGACCAAACUUUGCAUCUGGGGUCUGAACCUCGGACCCAAUAUACUCCAAUCCAAGUCCAAAAAGUCUGCAAAGUUUGUUCCCAAUAGGAUCAUUACAAGUGGAUCAAAAGUCCGGGCCGGCCUUUUUUUUUUGUUCAGCCCUUUGAAAAUUGUAGUGGUUCUUACAAUAAAAGCAGACAAUUAAUUUCCAGAACGCCUGGACGAGAAUGACGAAUUUCGCCGGGAGCGCCGUGUGA
This is a messenger RNA of Caenorhabditis sp. 36 PRJEB53466, 2758 nucleotides long. NCBI's taxonomy places the organism in Eukaryota, Metazoa, Nematoda, Chromadorea, Rhabditida, Rhabditidae. The record is from the annotation of a GenBank genome assembly.